Messenger RNA from Polyodon spathula (Mississippi paddlefish), 3513 nucleotides. It is a transcript of the gene b3galt4, whose product is annotated as UDP-Gal:betaGlcNAc beta 1,3-galactosyltransferase, polypeptide 4. The transcript is spliced from 2 exons. Gene Ontology annotation, molecular function: N-acetyl-beta-D-glucosaminide beta-(1,3)-galactosyltransferase activity. Lineage: Eukaryota; Metazoa; Chordata; Actinopteri; Acipenseriformes; Polyodontidae. The record is from RefSeq and is a predicted model, not a curated record. Bases 548 to 1855 code for a protein of 435 amino acids. Gene Ontology annotation, cellular component: membrane.
UGGGGGGGGCACACACCCUCACACUGACUGACACUGACUGACACUGAACACACACACACACACACACCCUUUUUUGAUAGCCGAAACGGUCUUGGUGCAUUUUUUUUUUUGUUGCCAGUAAUAAGCCUUUCCCUGCAAAGUGUGUUGGAAUUUGACCACACGCAUGUGAAAAUGUGUCAUGGAAUAAUAUCUCAGCUCGUUGCUAGCUCUGAAUAGUGGGGAUCACGCGAGAAUGAGGGAGACCAGACGAGUUCGGAUGCGUGUCUUACUGUAGCGGUCCUUAUUCGCUUCAACGCUAUGGCUGCUGGACGGACAGAUUGUAUCUAUAGCAAGGGACGGGGUCCGGGUUAUGUGAAACGCCGCAGAUAGAAUAAAGGCUGCAAAGACUGCGUGUUUAUUGCCUCGCCUCAGCCGCCGCAUUACAGACGAACUUCCAUUUGAGGAAGACGACAGACUAGCACAGGCUUAAUCACAGUGCGUGGGAUCCUGCGUUUCUGUCGCUGCAAAGAAGCUUACCAACAAUUUUGACAGGUGCAGGGCCCCUGAGAUGCGGCUGCGUAGGUGGGUGUGUGGGCCUCGGGUCCUGGGGAAGUGCGGGGGUGUGUUGGUGCUGACCGUGGCACUGUACUGCCUGCUCAAUGUGGAUCACAUCGAGGGCUGGUGGAUGAGCGGGGGAGUGUGGGGAGGAGCCCUGUCGGCCGAGGCUCGGACCCGGGCCCUGGCAUCGCUGCGGCAGGAGCAGGAGGCCCUGAGCGCCCAGCUGGAGGACUUCUACCUGCUGGCCAACGAGCGUUUCUGCACCCCAACUGCCCCCUUCCUGCUGAGCCUGGUCACCAGCGCUCCCCCCAACGACGCGGCACGCCACGCCAUCCGCCAAACCUGGGGCAGCGUGACCAACGUGGGGGGGCGCGCCGUGCGCACGCUGUUCCUCCUGGGGAACCCCGACUCCCCCGCCCAGCGCCAGGCACUCGCCAGCGAGGCUGAGCAGCACGGAGAUAUCGUCCAAGGAAACUUCAGAGACUCGUAUGCAAACCUGACUCUCAAGACCCUCUCUCUGCUGCGCUGGACUGCCAGGUACUGCCCCCGUGCCGCCUUCAUCACCAAGGUGGACGAUGACGUUCUGCUGAACUACAAGGUGCUCCUACCCUAUCUAGAGAGACUGGCCAUGGGGGAGGACGGGGAAGGACUGGGGAACCACAAGGAUAAGGGAGAAGGGGAGUGGGGGGAAACUGUGGCAGAUGGAAGCAGAGUUGGAGAGGAGAAAGGGGGGAAAUCAAAGGAGAAGGGAGAGGAGAGGGGGGAGUGGGAGGGGGAGUGGAGCAGGGGCUGGUCUGGGCAGUGGGCUGACUGGAGGGGGAGCUGGUUCUCUGGUCCGGACCUGUACCUGGGUCGGGUUCACAGGGGUGUGGUUCCGACCCGGGACCCUCAAAGCAAGUCCUUCGUGUCUUACCAGGUGUACCCCCAGGACCGCUUCCCCCAGUACUGCAGCGGCACGGCCUAUGUGUUGUCCAGCUCGGCGGCCCGCAAGCUGUACCUCGCCUCCUACCUGACGCCUCGCUGCCCCCUGGAAGACGUCUUCGUGGGGUUGAGUGCGCAGGGGGCCGGCCUGCGCCCCUCCCACUGCUCCCUGUUCUCGGGGGGGCCACACAUCCCCUUCCAGCGCUGCUGCUACAGCGCCCUGAUUUCAGCGCACCAUGUGACUGCGGCUCAGCAGCACCAGUACUGGGGGGAGCUGAGGGGUGGGCCGCACUGCUCCUGGAUCAUAGGCAGGGCAGCGUUCGGGGUCUGCAAGCUGCGUGCACUGCUGGGAACCAUGCUGCCCUGGCUGAGGGACACAAGCACAGGAUUACAAUGAGGGGGGCUGAUUACACUGUGACACACAGGAUUACAAUGAGGAGGGGCUGAUUACACUGAGACACACAGGAUUACAAUGAGGAGGGGCUGAUUACACUGAGACACACAAGAUUACAAUGACGGGAUUGAUUACGCUGAGAUACACAGGAUUACAAUGAAGGGAUUGAUUAUACUGUGACACACAGGAUUACAAUGAGGGGGGGCUGAUUACACUGAGACACACAGGAUUACAAUGAGGGGGGGCUGAUUACACUGAGACAGGAUUACAAUGACGGGAUUGAUUACACUGAGAUACACAGGAUUACAAUGAAGGGAUUGAUUAUACUGUGACACACAGGAUUACAAUGAGGGGGGGCUGAUUACACUGAGACACACAUGAUUACAAUGAGGGGGGGCUGAUUACACUGAGACACACAGGAUUACAAUGACAGGAUUGAUUACACUGAGAUACACAGGAUUCCAAUGAGGGUAGUGAUUACACUGAGAUACACAGGAUUACAAUGAGGGGGGGGCUGAUUACACUGCGACACGCAGAAUUACAAUGAGGGGACUGAUUACACUGCGACACACACAGUAGGCUUCAUGUUGUUUACAGUGAGUGCACAGGUAAUAAGUAAAUGUCAGUGUAUCGCAAAGCCUACAAUUCCAUUACGCCAUUGACAUACGACUUUUGAAAAUACUUUUUGCAGCUUAUGUGGAGUCACGAAGACGUUUUGUGACCUGUGUUUCCCUCUGACCCUUUUGAAAAUCAGGUUGUGUAUCUCCAAAUACAAUGUUAUAAUAUCAUAUUUAUUUAAGUUUUGUAUCCAUGCAAGUAAAAAGGAAAACAUGUAUUUAGUGGUAUAGCGUUAAUAAGAAAAGCAGACUCUUCACAUUCGCCUCCUUAAAGCUUGUCUGAGUCAUGCUGGACUCCCCGACGAGGAAGACGAUGAAGAUUUCUAAAAACACGCCCUUAUUCAGUUUAGGGUUAACUAUUUAAUUUCUGCAAUGAAGGCAUACAUAAAAUAACCAUUAUUUGCAUUAUGUGCACUAACAUUAAAAGUGAUUUUGUGUGAUUUUUGUUAAAGAAAAUAAUAUAAAACAAAAUACAUAAAGUUGUGUAUUACUCAUUAUUACCACAGCCUCGAUUCUUUUGUUAAAUUAGGUUAUAUCAUAAAUAAUGGCCUCUUUUUUUAAAAAAAACAAAAAAAACAAACUAUACACUAUUAAGAACUAGCCCAGUUCAAAACGCUGGAUCUCAUAAUCGUGAUUAUUUAUUAUCUGGAUAAAUGUAAUCCAGCAGUGACAUUUUCUGAAAAAACGGAUCAAAAUGAUCUCAGAUAAAAGUCAUCUCAAUCACAAAAUCUGCCAUUACAAAAUCUGGAUCAGCGUUAUCCAGUUUAAAUUUUGAAAAACCGGCUGCUGGAUGUUGAGAAACCAGAGUAAACCCUCAAGUUGCACAAGUAAUAUAAAAUAAAUGAAGAUAACAGACACUCAUCUGCACUGGUGUGGUAUUUAGUGUUCAUCGAGUUUGAAUGAGGAACAGGGAUUGAAACCUGUUUCCAGCAUACAGGCACACUUGGACCUCGUUCACACUUGUGAUUUCUCAUGUAAACACUCCAUUAAAAAAAAGUCUGCACAGAGAGAGAGAGAGAGAGAGACUUGGUUGAAUAUGCCAUU